AUCUGCGCUUCCUAAGUCUAUUUUUAAACUAUAUUAGUAGUUGGGACAGAUUAGUUGUCCAUUUUCUUACAUUCAUAUCACCAACUAUGGCUGGCCGUGACGUUCUCCUCCUCUCCCUCCUCGUCAUCAUCACCCUUUCUGUCGUUGCAUUCGCCGACCAUGAACCACACUGCGUCUACACAUUCUACAUCGAAACCGGACCGGUGGACAGUGCCGGCACAGAUUCUAUCAUAAGCGUUAAAAUCUCCGACAAUUCGGGACAGGACAUUGAUAUCCCAGACAUAGUGACAUGGGGUGGGUUAAUGGGACCAAGUUACGACUACUUCGAGAGAGGCAAUUUGGACAUUUUCAGUGGUAAGGCGCAGUGUCUUCCUAGCCCAGUCUGUUCACUGAGUCUGACCUCAGACGGCUCCGGCGUUUACCCGGCCUGGUUUGUUAACUACGUGGACGUCACGACGGUCAGUGUUCAUCUUAAGAGUGAACAUCAAUACUUCGAUGUGGAGCAAUGGCUUGCGACUGAUACGCCGCCGUAUAAUCUCACUGCCGUGCGGAACAACUGCCAGGUUUCUCCUAUCGGUAGGGUCGGGUCUGAGAUCCGGAAGAGUCUCUCCUAGGAUCGUGUUGUAAAUCAAUGUGUGGGAGAUUUGUGUUAACGUAUGGUUGCAAUGCCGAUAAUGUAAACGAUCCGAUCGAAUAAAAGUGUCAUGUUUACAAAAAAAAAAAGAAGAAUAAAAGUGUCAUCUCUGAACAUUUGAUAGAGUAAUGUAAAAUGAUCUGAUCGAAUAAAAUCAUACAUAUAUGAACAUGUGAUUGCAAUAAGAAGAGUCAAUGUCUGCAUCUAAUGAUUUAAUCUGUUCAUCUUUUGUU
This is a messenger RNA of Raphanus sativus (radish), 867 nucleotides long. Its product is annotated as PLAT domain-containing protein 2. Gene Ontology annotation, molecular function: protein binding. The coding region runs from base 87 to 614 and encodes 175 amino acids. The record is from RefSeq and is a predicted model, not a curated record. The transcript has 2 exons. NCBI's taxonomy places the organism in Eukaryota, Viridiplantae, Streptophyta, Magnoliopsida, Brassicales, Brassicaceae.